UGACCCGCCAUUCCCACCGUCCGCGGCCGCUACCCGAUCGUUCAUGAACUGCGACCCCUGCCCUCCGCUUGACGGGAGCGCUUCCCCGCCGCCGCCGUCGCCGCCAUGGCCAUGAACGGCCGCGACAUGUCCAGGGCCGAGAGGUUCGAGGACGAGAAGAGGAGGAUCAUUGACAGCUGCUUCAGCAAGCGCGAUGACGACGGCUCGACCCUCGAAACAUACAUCACCCACAUCAGAAUCACCGAAUACCAAACCUAUCCGACCUCUCCGGCCCCUCCACAAGCCCGGACACCUCAGAUCGAAAAGCCACGCGUCAUCAUCGUUGCUGUGCGCAAGUCGGGCCGUGUGCGUGUACACAAGUCCAAGGAAAACCCCAACGGCACCUUUUCGAUUGGCAAGACAUGGUUCCUCGAUGACCUGACAGCAAUCGAGUCCUUCACGAGCCCGACAGCCAACCCGAACCACCAGGCAUGGGCCGGAGAUGUGGGCUUCAUUGUGACCCUCGGCAAGCCGUACUACUGGCAAGCCCAGACCGACAAGGAGAAAAAGUUCUUCAUUGCCAGUUUGAUCAAGAUCUACUCCAAGUAUACCGGCGGCCGAACUCCCACCCUAACCGGCUUUGACCAGCGCGAGCUUGAGCAAGUGCUGGGCGGAGCACAGGCACCGCGGAGGCUUGAGCGACCGCCUCCCCGACCGGCUCCCCUCGACACUGCUCCCAGCAGUACAAAUGCGUCGAUCGUAUCCGCCGCAUCUGCGUACAAUGGCUCCUACAACGCCCCACCCGCCACGGCGCCUCCUUUCCCGGAAAGGAUGCCAUCGCGCAGCCCGCUCGUGCCCAACGGAACGUCCUCGCCCGCACGCAGUAUCGAUUCUGGACGGCCUUCACAGGAGCAAUCCUCGCUACGACGACUGGCGCUAAAUAACAAGAGCCAAGACUCGGUAGCUGCCUCGUCCAUUGCAAGGAGCGAGAUGGCAAGGAGCGAUGAUGCAAACAGCCUCCGUCCAAGGUCGAGGAAUGGACCCGGCGCGAGUCCAAGCUAUAUUACGCCGGAACUUACCCCACAUCCUGUCGAGGACAAACCUCCCGAACGACGACGCCCCCCUAUGGAUCCCCUGCGACCAGCGCAGGUCGACAGAGACUUGAUACCCGCGCCGCUGAUGAGCCCGGCCAUGCGCCGAGAGCCCGUGGUACCGCCACGGAGCGUAGAGAGGGUGUCGUCCCGUAAGAACUCUGUUAACCGGCGAAAUGAUUCGGAACCUCGGAGCGACAGCGUCUCAACGCCAAACGAUUCUAGCAGGCCAAACACGGCAGCCAGUGCGAGUAUAGUCAGCCCUAUAGUCGAGACCCCUACGUCCAUCGCGUCAACAGUUUUGCCUCCUUCGGUUGAGGAAAGCCCAUCAGAACCUUCGGCUGAGCCGGAGGAGACGCGGCCCGGGCUCGGCCCUAUGAUCAAGUCCAAGAAGUCAAAAGGCGAAAUCGCAGGCGCAUUUUGGAAAGCUGCAGCGGCGGCGAGCGCGUUCAAGCCGAGGCCUGGCGGCGCAGCGGAACGUUUACGCCAGAACCAAAACAAAGUCGAUGACGGGCCCGAUGGUAUUACCGCCGUCGUUCCGGCUCCCGCGAAACCUGCGCCAGUUCAGAAGCCACCCGAGCCUUCUCCCGUCGUGGAACCCCCACCUAAAACAGCUGACCGAAGCCCAGCAUCGGCGAUUCCGGAGGUAAAGAUCACAGAGUCCGAUUCUGCCGAUAAACCAAGCGGUGGACAAGCAGUUGCGAGAGCAAAAAAGGCGGAAGAGCCCAUUCCUGAAGAGCCUCGGCGGCCAAUAGUGACCGGAAACGAUGUAAAAUAUCUGACGACGCUCGGCCUAGACCCCUCCAUCCUCGACGGCCGGACGACCGAGUUCGCCAAGUGGCUGGACUACUUCGGCUGGGUCCCGGGUGAAAAGAUGCGGGCCAAGACCUUUGAUGAGAUGCGGGCCGACAUCGACCGGGAACUCACCAAGGCCCAAGCCGGCGGCUGGCUCGCCCGGUUCCAGGAGGAAGAUGAGAGGGUAGAAGCCAUCAAAAAGGGAAUCGAUCUUGCCAUCAAUGAAUGUGAGGAGCUCGACAACCUGCUUACCCUAUAUAGCGUUGAGUUAUCCACCUUGUCAGAUGAUAUCGCGUACAUCGAAGCCCAAGGCCAGGGUCUGCAGGUUCAAGCGGCAAAUCAAAAGCUUCUGAAGAAGGAACUCGAAUCCCUGCUGGAGACUUGCGCCAUCAGUGAAUCCGACCUAGAAGCUUUGAAAAGGGCGCCUCUCGAAGACCCGUCAGGCGUAGAGGAUAUCGAGGCCGCUCUCGUCACGCUGUUCAAGGCCAUGGUCAAGAUUGACCCGACGCUGGGCACCAGCGAGGCGCGCAAGAGCGAAGACGGGGCCGGUGAACAGACCCUUGGCCUCGACAGCGACUACGGCAAGAUGCGCAUCGUCCGAGAAAAGAAGGAGAUGUACAUGGCUGAGAGCUCACUCUUUAUGCGCAGGCUCGUAAUUUUCAUGGAACGGCAGUUCUCGGAAGCAUUCCGCGAGACCAAAAAUGCGCUCGACGGAGCCCUCUCCAAGAAGGCCGAUGCCCGCAAUCACGAUGUGGGGCGGGACCUGUUAUGGAUGUACAGUCCCUUUAUACUCUAUGCGCGGGAUGUCGACGUCGGCAAUUGGAACCGGAUCUUGCAGAUCUACCAGGACAAGAGCCAUCCCAUCUACAAGGCCGAGUUUAGGGAUGCCAUGGAGGCGUGGAAGAAGAACGCGAGAAAGAUGACGGGUGACGAGAGCGAGCUGCUGUUCACAUCGCAGCAGGAAAAGAAGGAAGAAGGUCUCGCGACCACGGCACGGAAGCUCACCGUCAAGCGCAGCCAAACGCUGGCCAGAAGCCUCCGAUCUCCAUUGGGCGACGGAAGCCGGACGAACCUGGCGGACAAGACACCGGACGGCAGGUCACUGCCCUACGAGGUCUUUGCCGGCGUUUUGGAUGACCUACUUCCGUUGGUGGAAAUGGAGCAAAACUUCAUUGUCGACUUUUUCCAUGCAACGACGCUCGAGCAGUCGGACUUUCCGGAUCUCGUCGCGAGCUCACGGCCUCGCGACCGUCGCGGGGGCGACCUGAAGCGGCACCGUUUGAUGGAGCCAGACCGCGAGCUAGCACGCAAGGUCACCAAAGCGAUGGAGACAAUCUUUGUCUUUUUGGAGUCGAGUCUGCAGCAGCUCAUGGACUGGACAUUGGGCAUGGAUCCUUUACAAGGCGUCGGCAUCCUGGCCACGCUGGAACGCAAGAUGGCCGAGAUGAGCCAGUCCAACCAGGACUUCCUCAACAACGUACUCCAAAAACUCCACGGCAACCUCGAGGCCAAGUUUAAGAAGUUUGUCGACGACCAGGUCCGUGCCAUCGAGGAGACCAAGGUCAAGAUCAAGAAGCGCAAGGGCGUCAUCCACUUCAUCCGCAUAUUCCCGCACUUUACGACCGCCGUCGAAAACAUGCUCUCCAACGUGGACCCCACCCUCGGCGUCCGCCGCAUGGUCGACCGCGAGUACGACCGCAUCCUCAAGUCCAUGUUCGACUCGCUCAAGGUCAUUGCGCGCGAGAACCCGGCCAUGGGCGCGGGGGGCGCGUCGACCGCCCUGGGCUCCGCCAACGCAGCCGACCCGGAGGACAAGGAAGCGCUCAACUUCCACAUCCUCCUCAUCGAGAACAUGAACCACUUCCUCGAGGAGGUGGACAACCCGCGCGGCCUCGAGGUGCUGGACGAUUGGAGGGAGGCCGCCCAGCGCGAGUUGCAGGAGCACAUGGGCCUGUACCUCAACGCCGUCAUGCGCCGCCCGCUGGGCAAGCUGCUCGAGCACCUCGAAAACGUCGAGGCCCAGCUAGCCAGCGGCAAACCCCCCGCCAGCGUCGCCGCGCAGCCGAGCAACUCCAAGACGGUGUUCAACAAAGUCCUGGGCGGCUACGAUGCGCGCGAAGUCAGGAAGGGGAUUGAGACGCUCCGGAAGAGGGUCGAGAAACACUUUGGUGGUGGGGGUAAUGAAGAUGUUACUACUACGAAUACUGGUUCGGAUUAUUCCCUCGGAGUCGGGGGCGGCGGCGGUGCUGCAUCGGGCCAGUCGUCGUCGUCGGCGUCGGUGCGGUACAGCACGGGCAGUGGUGGUGCUAGCGUUAUGACAACUGCUGGUGGUGGUGGUGGUGGGGUGGGGAACGUCAACCUGGUCAACCGGGUGCUGCGCGAGUGUGAGCGGUUCUAUGGCGAUGUCGAGAUGCGCAUUGGCAGAGUCAUUACGGAUGUGUAUAGUGGGGAUGUCCUGUUUGAAUGGCCGCGUGCUGAGGUCAGGGCUGCGUUUGCCAAUGUUGGGCAUGGUCACGGUCACGGUGGGAGGUAACGGGCCUAAUGAGUACAUACUUGGGGCAGGGGGUUGUUUUCAGAAAGAGCGUGGGGGUUUGAGUUCAAGUUUUGUGUGUCGUAUAGCAGCCA
This is a messenger RNA of Canariomyces notabilis, 4490 nucleotides long. RefSeq lists its product as uncharacterized. Gene Ontology annotation, cellular component: plasma membrane; exocyst. Gene Ontology annotation, biological process: Golgi to plasma membrane transport; exocytosis. Lineage: Eukaryota; Fungi; Ascomycota; Sordariomycetes; Sordariales; Chaetomiaceae. The transcript has 4 exons. The record is from RefSeq and is a predicted model, not a curated record. Gene Ontology annotation, molecular function: phosphatidylinositol-4,5-bisphosphate binding. Bases 106 to 4398 code for a protein of 1430 amino acids.